AUGCCGAAACCGCAUCUCCUUUGCUGGCUGCGCUGGGCUAUCUGCGUUGCAGCUCAGUUCCAGGGUUACGCUCCCUUCGAAGAUGAUCAGCUCACAUACACAAUCCGUGUUCCUCAAGGCACGGCUAACCUCAGCCUGGGACCCAUAUAUUUCCAGUUGAACUCUACACGUCUUGUGCAGUGGGUCGCUCUGGGACAGGGGGCUGCGAUGCAUGGUGCCAACAUGUUCGUGGUGUAUACCUCAGGAGACAAUGUGACUCUUUCUCCGCGAGCAGGAAAGGGUCACUAUCAGCCGUUGUACAACAAGUACGCACAAGCUUCACUCAUUGCUGGCAGCGGCGUCUAUGAGGGAGCCAUUACUGCCAAUGUCCGAUGUGACAGCUGUAUCACCUGGGAAGGAGGCACCGAGAACCCGGCCAACCCUUUCAGUCCCUGGAUCUGGGCUGUGAAAUACGGGAAGCCGUUGAAUACGGCCAGUAUGACGGCAACCCUCAGAGAGCACGACGCCUUUGGCACCUUUUUCGUCAACCUCUUGAAAGCCACGGGCGCGGACAGUGAUAAUCCGUUCAUCGAUUUAGAUCGGGCCUCUAUCACGAGGGCGCAAACGGAGAUCUUCGACCAUGAAGGGUUUGACAAGAAGAGGACCGCUCAUGCAGUGCUCAUGACGGUCGCAUUCGUGUUGCUGUUUCCGGUAUUCGCGUUGGCGCUUCACAUCUUCCCGUCCGGCAUUGUGAGAGUCCAUGCAACAUUGCAGCUCCUCACGUUGGCCGUGACUAUUGCAGGAUUCGGUCUCGGGGUCGCGAUGGCCAAAGAUGUGUAUCUUCUGAGCCAUCACCAUCCGAUCAUCGGCACCGUGGUUGUCGCAUGCCUCGUGCUCUUCCAGCCUGGGAUGGGUUUUUUGCAGCACCGACACUUCCGCAAGACGGGCGGUCAGGGCCGUUUUGCCUAUCUGCACCGCUGGUUUGGGAGAAUCAUGAUCAUUCUGGGAGUGAUCAAUGUGGGCCUUGGAUUUCAACUGACUGGGGUCGACAGCUCCGCUGUGCCCAAAGGCGCGGCGAUUGCGUACGGAGUUGUGGCGGGAGUGAUUGGUCUGUUGUACAUGGUGAUUAUCAGUCUGUCCUGGAGACGACAACGGACUGCGUCGGAUAGUAAUUAG
Penicillium canariense is the source of this 1155-nucleotide messenger RNA. RefSeq names its product cytochrome and DOMON domain-containing protein. The transcript has a single exon. The record is from RefSeq and is a predicted model, not a curated record. Lineage: Eukaryota; Fungi; Ascomycota; Eurotiomycetes; Eurotiales; Aspergillaceae. The coding region runs from base 1 to 1155 and encodes 384 amino acids.